GCUGGGCGGGGGCGGGGCCGCGGGAGGGGAGCGGUUCUACCCAGAGGGCCGCGCGCCGCGGCUCCCCGCUGGCCCGGCGCUGCGCGCUGCUCCUCGACCGCGGCCAUGGCGUUCACGUUCGCGGCCUUCUGCUACAUGCUGGCGCUGCUGCUCACCGCCGCGCUCAUCUUCUUCGCCAUUUGGCACAUUAUAGCAUUUGAUGAGCUGAAGACUGAUUACAAGAAUCCUAUAGACCAGUGUAAUACCCUGAAUCCUCUUGUCCUUCCAGAGUACCUCAUCCAUGCUUUCUUCUGUGUCAUGUUUCUUUGUGCAGCAGAGUGGCUUACACUGGGUCUCAAUAUGCCCCUCUUGGCAUAUCAUAUUUGGAGGUAUAUGAGUAGACCAGUGAUGAGUGGACCAGGACUCUAUGACCCUACAACCAUCAUGAACGCAGAUAUUCUAGCAUAUUGUCAGAAAGAAGGAUGGUGCAAAUUAGCUUUUUAUCUUCUAGCAUUUUUUUACUACCUAUAUGGCAUGAUCUAUGUUUUGGUGAGCUCUUAGAACAGCAUUCAGAAGAGUUGGUCCAGCGACGUGCAUGCAAAAAGCCGCCGAACAGAGGGAUUCUGUGCAGCAAGAGCCUCUUUCCAGGAGUAGCCUGUGGAAUCUGAUGAGUUACUUUAGAAAAUGACUCCUUAUUUUUUAAACGUUUCCACAUUUUUUGCUUGUGGAAAGACUGUUUUCAUAUGUUAUACUCGGAUAAAGAAUUAAGUGGAAUUACAUAUAAAUUAAUAUAAAAUGAUACCUCUGGUGUUGACAGGUUUGAACUUGCACUCCUUAAGGAACAGCCACAGUCCCUUGAAUGAUUGCAUUGAUUAUUGACUGUCCUUAGUCCAUCGGAAGCUUUUGUUUAUAGGAACCGGUAGGGCUCGUUUUGGUUUUAUUGAAAUGCCAUUUAGUUAUAAAUUAGCUGUAGAUAUCAGGUGCUUCUGAUGAACUGAAAAUAUAUAUCUAACCUGUAGGGAACUUCAUGGGUUUCCUCAUCUAUCAUGUAGGUGAUUAUAUAUGGAUAUAUUAAAAAAAUAAGAGUGAGAUUUUUUUUUUCCCUUUGACUUGAAAUAUUAUCCCUGUAUAUUGCAUGAAUGAGAGAUUUCCCAUAUUUCCACCAGAGUAACAUACUUGCUUUAAUUCUUAAGCAUACGUGAACAUGAUACAAAAAUAUAUGCUGACUUGUGAAGAAUGCAUUUAAAGCUAUUUUAAAUGUGUUUUAAUUUGUGAGCCAUUACUUCUUAAGAAAUUGGUUAUUACACUUAAUGCUCUGGUGGUAAAGGUAGUCUUAAGAAUUUGCAAGUACUAUAGAGUUUCAAAACUGAAUGAGAGAGAACAUUGUAUAACCGUCCUGCUGUUCCUUUAGUGCAAUACAAUAAAACUCUGAAAUUAAGACUUAUUUUCAGUGCAUUGUUUUAAAGAUGACAAAUAGCUAUUUCUUAAACUUGCUUAUUCCAAAUAAAGACAUAUCACUGUCAGUUUUUUACAAAGAUAAUGGAGUAUUACUUUUUUUUUUUUUUUUAUUACCAUGCUUGGAUCUCACAAGGAAGACUUUUAAAUGGUUAAGCACAUUAGCCUCUGUUGUCACCUGACAAGAUUGGUAAACACUGCUGGCACAGCACCACUAUUUUUCUUACCAAUUAAAAUUAUUGUGAAACUUAAAAAUGUUUAAAGUGUUCUUUUCCUUUUUGAAAAAGCAGGUUUUAAGAUAAAAUGACUUAUAAAUUUGUUCUUUUGCUGCUGCUUGUAAGGCAGGUAAAUUAUGGCUUACAUGUUUUCAUAAGCGCUCUUGUGCUUUAUUUGGGAUGAGGAAGUUAAGGCAAUUGAAAAUAGUGUAAGUGGUUCAAAGUUUCUUAAAGGAUCAAAGAAAGAAAACCAUAUGUAGAAGUUCCACGUAAUGAUCAAGGGAGUUUAUGGAUGUGUUUGUGGAAGUCUUCCUCUAAGUAUCCCUUGUUUUAUUCUCUACUAGUGAAAAAAUGCUUCCCCGGCUUUGGGAGAGUGGCUGUUCCUAUUUUGAGACUGGGUAAUGGGGGUGAAUGUGUUGAAGAAGAGUCCCUAGAACCAGAAGAGUGAGGAGAGUCAAACCAUUUCACGAGAGACGCUUUAGAGACCUCGUUUACUUUGCAGUCUGGGGCACACUUGGAGGGAUCUGACUGUUCAUCCGCUCACGCAGUGAACUGGUUAUUGAGCCCUCGCCAGGCGCGGAAGACUCAUGAGCUGAGCAUAAGCAACCACUGUUUCCAGUCCACACAGUCACGCCAGCACGCACUCAUCUUCCUUUCUGGUUCACAAGGACUUCUGAUCAUGAGAGACUUGGCCAAGUCUUCUGUCCUUCAGAUAGGUUUCCUGGGGCAGUUACUUUUGUAUUCCUGUCAAAGUAUUUUCAUGAGCUCUUGUUGUCUCUUAGCAAACACCGCUUUCCUUUAUGAGUUUAACAAACAUCCUUUUAAUUAUGUACUCCACAGUGUGCUCCAGGAUUAAUGCAAGAUUUAGUGGUUGCAGUUUGUAGCAGCCACCUUCUCAUGCUUCAGAAAUUAGAUACGUGGUCCUUAGCUGAUGCCUCAAAGGUGACUGAUAGUGAGGUCGCCCACCUCAGUGGUAGGGUGUUAGUUCCUAGGCAUGUAAGUGAUUAGAAGAUUGGGUACUGGGAUGCUCUCAUAAUGUCUACUCGUUUUUACCUUUUCCAGUGCUUUAUGAAAUUAAGUCACUUACCAAGAGAAAGCAGAAACAUAAUAUUUGUAUUUGACUGUAUCCCACUGGUUCUUUUCCUUGCUCUGAAUUUACUGUGGUGCCCCCAUUAAUCUGGUUUGGGUGACCUUAGCCAUAUUCUGUUAUUCCUGCAUGUCCAGCUGAAACAUAGUUAGCCUGGGUUUGUGAUCCUUUCCAGCUUUAGUGAGACUGCACCCUGUGCAGCCACAGCUGUUGAUUUAAGAAUCUUUUUUCCUUUGUUAUAAUUACUUUCGCCAUUGUGUGUUUUGAUUGAUCUUUAAGAGCCUUCCAGCUCUCUGAAAGCCAUUAGUGUAACACACUGUGGUUUUUAUCUAUAUCAGCAACUCCCUGCCGUUGGUACUAGAUUCUCCUGCAUUAGAAAUCUUAUAUAACAAAUGCAGUCUAUUUAGCAGUUAUUGUAUUGAGUAAUAAUACUAUAUCGUGGCAAUAUGUCCUAUUAGUGCUAAAAAGGUAUAGGGGUAGAAACUUGAAUGCCUGAAUCUGAAUUUUAUUAAUAAUGUUUCAUGAUCAUCACAAUAUUUAAUGGUACUCCCCAUUCCCUGUCCCAGGGUAGAGGAGAGUUGGGUCACAGCUGUACAUAAACUGCUAAUUUGUUUGAAGUUUGAAUUACUUUUCAUGGGAAGAGGGUAGUGAUGGGAGAUGACCAGAUAAUCCACUUUUGACACGUACCAGGCAUUACUAAAGCAUGUGAGGAGCCUCAUGGGUCACACCAUGCAUUGCCAGACCUACCAGUCACGUUCAGAUACCCCGGUAAUGGUCUUAUGCAAAGCACGGUGCGUGGCAGUGUGCAGUAUGCCUGUGCAGUAUUUUUCAGCUUGAGGACCACCUUAUGCUAAUAGCUCUCACAGAGCUCUGCUCUGCUCUGCAGAUCAGCGUAUUUUGAAAAUAUGUCAGAUGAUUGCAUAGAAAGGAAAGAGAUGUAGAUGCACUUUGAAACUAGCCAGUUAUUUUCCUUGAUACAACACUUCUCUGUUCCUUCAGUUAUAUAUUUAUGAGCAGUGUUCAUGGAAUAUUACUGCCAUAGUACAAAGAAUGACUUCUGUGGAUUUCUUCUUAUACCCUGCAGGAGGGCGGGCUUUCAUUUUAGGUGUGGCUAUAUCAUAGCAGUGUGAUAUAUCGAGCCCAUGAAAAUACUCUGUAUUUAAAAGUAUUCAUCUAAUUUACUUAACACUCACAAAUGUGCAUCUCAGUAAUCAGUUGUACAGUAUAAUUGUAAAUCAGAAGUUUUGGCAUCCAACAUAUUUUAAAACACUUUUUUCAAAGGGGAAAGAGAAAUAGUGAUGAUGUCUUGUCUGGUAUUGUUCUGGAAGAACUCAUAGUUGUCCUUUUGGGGCGCUGUUAAUAAUGUUAAUCUCAAAUAACUUAAGUUCUUUUGCUCAGACCAGCCAUCGUGCUGUGGCCAGACCAGCAGCUAAUGAGUCUCUGGCAUGAGUAUUAUAGCUCAGCAGAUGGUUCUGAACUAAUACUCACAGGCGAUGCUAAGAGAGAAAAUGAGGUUCUAUUUCUGGAUAUGUUGAAUAGCUUUCUUAGAACAAUUUUACUUUGAUUAAAAUUAAUGGUUUUAAAACUGUCUAAAAGGAGUAAACAACUCUGCUGCUUGUUCUGCUUGGUUUUGGAAAACAGUAUCAACCACAGAAGGUGAUCUGUGGGAUUGGAGUGAAGCUUUUACCCUACAUUAGUUUUAUGAAUGCAUAGUGUGGAAGAUGUAGAGAACAUCUUGACAUGGAAAAGAAUGAAUAAGUUAACUUUUAUCAUACAGUGCUUUUCCUAAAUAAAUUUCUGUGGUUACCGUGUUCUUGUAUUCUGGAGAAGAAAAAUUUCUUAAAUUGAUGACUAGGUAGACCUUAAAAUUACUAAGGAAAACAUGUGGUUUGUUAAAAUCUAAGUUGACUUUUAUGGUGCUGUACACCAUCCAAAGACAAUGCCCUUAUGCUGUCCUGCCUUCUUAGAGCUUGCUUGCUUUAUUUUGCUUUUGUAUAUUUAAUAAAAACUGUCAUAAAUGUU
This is a messenger RNA of Hippopotamus amphibius kiboko, 4758 nucleotides long. It is a transcript of the gene CNIH1, whose product is annotated as cornichon family AMPA receptor auxiliary protein 1. The coding region runs from base 106 to 540 and encodes 144 amino acids. The record is from RefSeq and is a predicted model, not a curated record. Gene Ontology annotation, biological process: vesicle-mediated transport. The transcript is spliced from 5 exons. Lineage: Eukaryota; Metazoa; Chordata; Mammalia; Artiodactyla; Hippopotamidae.